Sinocyclocheilus grahami is the source of this 1469-nucleotide messenger RNA. RefSeq lists its product as uncharacterized. The record is from RefSeq and is a predicted model, not a curated record. The annotation marks the transcript as partial. NCBI's taxonomy places the organism in Eukaryota, Metazoa, Chordata, Actinopteri, Cypriniformes, Cyprinidae. The transcript is spliced from 3 exons.
AGUGAUCUGGUCAGCCAAAUACUUGAGUCGUCUUCCUCCAUGCUAGACCCACCAAUCCAAUCAAAUAACUUAACCCCUGCAUCACCAUUACACGUGCCAUCAGUGCAGGAAAUCUCAUCUUCGUCUCCAUCUUGUGUGGAGGCUGUGACAUCAGCGCUAGAUUCCUUCACUCUUAGUGAUGACGUUUUCCUUGGGACGAACUCUUACAGCAGGAGGAAUAAGAUGACAUCUUCUGCAUUAGAAGAGACUGGUUCAUCUUGUACGGUGGACAGUUCCAGUGGAAAUAAAGAGAGCAGCAACAGCAGUGAUGGCAUCAGAGGAGUGUGGUAUUACCUCACUUCCUCUAGGGACUCCUCUGAAGCGUCUCUCAGCACCACCAUGCCUCAGUCGUCCACUACAUCAUCAUCUUAUUUGACAGAAUCUUGUGAUGAAACUGCUGCUUCCUCUGGCUCUGUGAUUGAACUGAGUUCCGAUUCAUCCAGGAGUGCUGAAGAUGCUGAAAUGCCACUCAGACCAGCUAAUCGGGCUCAUCCACACCCGAAUCCAGAGGUCAUCACUCUGAGUGACAGUAGCAGCUGUGUAAGUGACCUAAUUAACCCUUCUGAAGAGCGGAAACAUAAGUCCUUUACAGAAGGAAAUUUAGAUGAACCAAACCCACUAAAAAGUGAUGUGAAAUGCCGGAGGUCAAGCUUGUGUGAUGAAAUGCUACGUAAUGAAGCAGGAAGUGCAACUGAAGGAAGAGGACAAGAUUUUCAGGAACUAAAGAACAUGGAUUUCAAAACUGAAACAGUCAAGAGUGGUGAAGACAAUUCAAGAGGUGUAGCUGCCUCAAUUUCUGGAAGUGUGGAUGACACUCUUGAUGAGGAAUUUAACUGACAAAAGACCAAAGAUACGUAUGCCUUGAUAUUGAGACCAGUUGUUAUCCUCAUUUAGCAUUCGACACAUGCUUCCUGUCUCUGAAAAAGAGCCUUACUUGAUUACGCCACCUGCUCAGACUGUUUGUAUUUUCUGCAUAAGUUCUCUCAUUUAAGGAAUGAUAUUCACAGUUUGUAUCUUGUCUGAGCUUUUCUGGACUUCUGGAAGACAUUUGAUGGUUUAUUUUUACUGUUUACUGUUCUCAUUGUGUUCAUCUCAUUUACAAAUAUAACGUUAUGUCAGUCAUUCUUUGCAUUGCGUUGAUCGUCUGAAGAACAGAUGAAAGCCAGUUAAAGAGCAGAGCUCAGGGAACUCAUGAUUGAGUUAGUUCGAAACCUCAGUAUUCUUGCAGUGUAGCACCAAAGCUCCUUUGGGUUGUGUUUAGCAGUGAUAUGAUGGUUCAGUUUAUGUUGAUGGAUCUUUUUUUUGUGUGUGUACUGUUUGUAUUCUGUUUCUCAUUUUCUUUGUCAAGUUAUUUAUGUUGUGAAUUGAGAUUUAUUACAUUGAAUGCUAUGGUAUAUAUGUGUAUACAAUCAAAUAAAGACUAUUAUUAU